AUGAAACUGCUCUCCACAGUGAGCAGCGGGGUGCUGGCCCCCGCCCUUCCUGGCCGGCCCACACCUGCGGGGGCCCCCCCCCCGUCCCCCCGUGUCUGUAAUUGUGACUGGCCGCACACUACUCCCGACCCCGACUCAAAGGGCAAAUGGGGACACAGCUGUCGCCACACAUCUCGAGACAGUCCCGGGGGACGGCCGCAGGGGCCAGCUCUCAGGAAGCUGGAGGACGGGUUAGGCUUCUUCCCUGUCCGCGCCCCGAAAGCCGCCCCCCACCCCGACUGCACCGCCUCCUGGAAACGCCGCUCUCGAAUUUGCAGGAGAGAAACAGGCAACCACAGCGCGGACUCGAUCCGGCUGUGCGGGGCGGCAAAGCGGCGCCAGGAGGCAAAGGUCAGUUUCCUCCAGGUUAAGCUUCCGCAUAACCCACGGGAUGGACUUUACUCUCUGAGCGAACCCUUCGGCCAGGUCGAGGCUCCUGGUGGACAGGCUCCUGGUGGCGGCAGGCGAAGCGCGCCGGUGUCUGUGCCAGGCUUUCCCCGGAGGAACCAGGCCGACUGCCAGGCGGCUCGGCGGCCGCGCACCUGUCCGGCCCUCCUUCCCCGCGCGGCCCCGGCUCCGGGCCAGUCCGCGCGCUGCGCACCGCGGGGUCGGCCGGGUCCAACCCCAGACUCGGCCCGAGGAGCUGCCGGCCAGGGGCUCGCGAUCGCCACCCUCCCUGCACCCCAGCGCCGCUGUUGCCACUGCCCGGGACCCGGCGGCGCGGGGCCUCGGUGCGCGCCGGAUCCAGCCCGGGGUACCCGGGUCCCUCCCCGAGGGUCCCACAGCCCCAGGCCUCCUGGGGUCUCUCCCCGCCGGGUCCGCAGCCCCCAGCCGUCCCGAGGAGCCGAGAGUGGGAGCCGGCCUUACCGACUGGAGCGGGGCGCACGGGCGGGGCGGACUCCCCGGGGUCUCGCGGAGCGCUCGGCGGGGCCGGAGCGGCGGCGGCGGCGAGGGGGCGCGGGGGGGCGGCGGAGGCCGCUAUCUGCUCGGAGUCGGGAAAGCUCGGCGCGCCGGGCGCUCGGGCCUUGGACACCUGUGCGCUCGUCGGCGCCUUUUAACCGCGCCCGGCACCCCGCCUCUUCCCCGGAGCUGCUGAGAAAGUCCGGGAGGGGGCGGCUCCUCGGCGUCCGGCCGCCCCCAGCGCCGCGGGCGGGGCGCACCGGCCCCGGGUCCUCAGCGCUUCUCCGUGUCCCCGAGUCCCCCGAGCACCCCGGAUCCCCGCGCCCCCAGCCCCCCGGCCGCCCGGGUCCGAGCGGGGCGAAGCUGAGCCUCGGCUCCCUGCGAUUUUGGGGAGAGGGUGAGGUUAAAGGAUCGUUGUCGUUGCUGUUAUUGUUAUUUCUACGUGGACCGGUUCAAGAGCACGGUCGUAGUCAAAGCUCCGGUUUAAUUUUUAUUUUUAAUUUUUUUUUAUUUGAAGAGUAAGUUCAGGCCGGAGGUCCGGUUCCCCGCGAGGCGCCCCCCGGGCAGCGCGGUUGCCCUGGGCCGGUUCCCUCCUGGGAAUGUGGGUUCACGGUGGGCGGGGGGGGGGGGCACCGCCGAGCUUGCACCGCCGGGCUUGGCCAAGGGCCUGCUUCUUUCUCGCCCAAACCUCGCAGGCAAACUUAACGAAUGUCUCCUUGAGUUCCUGUUUGAUUCGAUCACUUUCCACUACGUGCCAAGGGCCGGGGUUGGACGUGGUGAGGACACAAGGCCAGCGCCAGGGACCCUGCACGCGGGCCCAGCCCUGCGCCCCAUCAGAGGGUGCCCCCGGACCCUGCCCACGUCCUCCUACUCCCACGGCUGAGAAAUAGCAAGAAGGUUACUCAGUUCGGGGUGGGGAGCCCCCCCUGAAUGAAGUCUACCGACCCCUUCCCCUGCACACACGUCUCGGAGGGGCGCGCUGGUGGGAUUUCUGGAGAGGCUCCCUGGGAAGCUCGGUUCCUCUCCCGGAAGCUUGAGCUCGGAUUACAAGGUUUCAUUGUUCACAUGUGGCUGGGUAUUUUGACAUUCACAAAGCAAGUGGAUGGAGAAUUAAAAUCGCAAGAGUGGGCCGCGUCUGGGGAACUGUGUCCCGCACGGGGGGCAGGAAACUCACCCCAGGAUUCCUGCAAAGGGGCCAGCCCUGAGGUGCAGGCGUGCUCGCUCCCACGCUUGGCUUCACUUAGGUCGGUUUUAAGUUGAGCAGAGAUGAUUCACCCUGACAGGGCAGAUGUGGCCUUAGAAAUGGGUUUCCCGUGACUGUGAACAUUAGCGUAAAGGUACUGACUUUUCCUUUUAAAGGCUGCACCUCAUCGCCACGGGCCAGUUUAGGCCAUUCUUGCUGGGCGAACCUGAGUUUGUCCCCCUGUCACUACCCCACCUUCCAGCCCCAGGUCUUAGUCCGGGAAGGAGUGUCUGUUCAUGAACAGACAAAGCCCUACAAGGCCCAUCUGAGAGAUGUGCUGAAUCGGCUGGUUGGAAAUUACAAGGCAAAGGUGGGUGGCCUGGAGGAACCUUCCUGGCCUGAGCCUCCUGGGAGCUGGGGGGCAGGGAACGCCCUUCAGGUUGUCAGGGCAUCGCUCUGCAGGGCUCUGGGGUUGGAGUGAAGGAAGUGUCUGGAACCUUUGCAGGAAGCCAGCUGGUAAAGGCGGUUUGGACAUUGAAAGCUGACUCGCUUUCCCCCGCUGAAGGAUUUCCCCUUGGCUUUUCGUGUCUAUAUCAUGAUCGCAGGUUGCUGUUCAACUUCCUGUUCCUGUGUUCCCUGACUUAUCCUCCUGAUUUGCAUAAUGACAGUGUAUUGCUGUCUGAUUGAAUAUCCUAGCCACUCUGUAUUUGAGGAUUUAUGGUUAGAACCCCUACAGCUCUUAAAUCUUAACUACAACGCAGCACCUGAUUGUCUUCUGUUUGGUGUGACUUCCGUUGUUUUCUGUGCACUGGUGUCUUCUUCCCAACCAGACUCGGAUUCGGAUGGGGCAAGAAAUCUCGUGGAGGUAUUUCGUGUCCUCCAGAGCAGAGGAGGGGAGGGAGGGUAAGAUGGAAAAAGGGUCUCACGUCUGGACAUUUGAAGUUAUCGCCACACGAGCUUAGAUGUAUGUGCACUUAGCAGAUCACACCACAGCUUAAUGUUUUAAAAAUCCUGCAAUUAUUCUGUGAAUAGCACAAUCAUAUUGCGGCAUUAUUUUUGGUUAAAAGCAUUACUUUGUUAUAUGUAAACAUUGAAAAUAAGCCUCAGGGACUUCCCUAGUGGCUCAGUGGCUAAGAACCCACCUGCCAAUGCUGGGGACACGGGUUUGAUCCCUGGUCCAGGAAGAUCCCACAUGCCACAGAGCAACAAAGCCCGUGUGCCACAACUACUGAGCCUGUGUGCCACAAGUACUGAAGCCCACAUGCCUAGAGCCCGUGCUCUGCAAUGAAGAGUAGCCCUCGCUUGCCAUAAGUAGAGAAAGCCCGCGCACAGCAACGAAGACCCAACGCCCCCCAAAAUAAAUAAAUUAAUUAAUUUUUUAAAAAAGAAAGAAAAUAAGCCUUCAUUUUCAGGUCUUCAUCCUGAAAGGGUCAUCCUGACCCGUCCCGCCCUCCGCUUCAGCCUCCCCAGCCCGAUGCGCCCACCUCUCCAGCCUCAUCAACUAGGCAGCAAGCAACAUAGAGCACAGUUUUGGACUCGGUUUUAUGGAAGAACUCUGGUGUCUCCUGGGUAGGUCUUGAGUGAAGCUGAUACAGAGGACUGGCCCUUUUCAGGGAAGGUCAGGGUAUCAUUGAAUAAAUAUUGAUGGCUAAACUGGUGGGUAUGUGUUACAGCUGCACCUGUCACCUCACAGUGUCAGAGAUAUGUGUGACUAAGGUUUUUACAUAUGUACUUAGUAGCAAAAAGACAAAUCCCAGGCAUUCAAAAUUUAGCUGAUCUUUUAUACAGGUAUUUAAAGUGGUGCAGGGACAUCGCUGGUGGUGCAGUGGUUAAGAAUCCACCUGCCAAUGCAGGGGACACAGGUUCGAGCCCUGGUCCGGGAAGAUCCCACAUGCCACGGAGCAACUAAGCCCGUGUGCCACAACUACUGAGCCUGUGCUCUAGAGCCCGCGAGCCACAACUACUGAAGCCCACGUGCCACAACUACUGAAGCCCACGCGCCUAGAGCCUGUGCUCGGAAACGAGAGAAGCCACCGCAAUGAGAAGCCCGCGCACCGCAACGAAGAGUAGCCCCCGCUCUCUGCAACUAGAGAAAGCCCGCGUGCAGCAAUGAAGACCCAAUGCAGCAAUAAAUAAAUAAAUUUAUUUUAAAAA
Molecule: messenger RNA, 4276 nt
Organism: Orcinus orca (killer whale)
Lineage: Eukaryota; Metazoa; Chordata; Mammalia; Artiodactyla; Delphinidae
Product: translation initiation factor IF-2-like
Exons: 4
Coding region: 1-1461 (486 amino acids)
Source: RefSeq, a predicted model, not a curated record